This is a messenger RNA of Plasmodium inui San Antonio 1, 4608 nucleotides long. RefSeq lists its product as hypothetical. The transcript has a single exon. NCBI's taxonomy places the organism in Eukaryota, Apicomplexa, Aconoidasida, Haemosporida, Plasmodiidae. The record is from RefSeq and is a predicted model, not a curated record. Bases 1 to 4608 code for a protein of 1535 amino acids.
AUGUCUCACAACAACACGACCGUGUUCUUAUUCACGGUGCAAGGCAUAUUGGCUUCACUGACCUGUGGACUGUGCUGCUUAAUAUAUGCAUACUGUUGCAACACUAAAAAUGAACGAAAUAGGAAUAAAAGAACUAUAUCGAAGGUAAACGGAGAUACCUACAGUGAGAGUGGAACCAGUGCCUUCAAAAAAAGUAAGGUCGAGAAAGAAGCGGGAAGUAAGAGUGUCCAUGAAGAUGCGUCAACUCACCUAGAAAACGGCGCAGAUGGGGCAAGCAAUACAAAAUCAGAGAGGAACCCGCCAAGAUCUGGUAACGGCAGCGGAACGAGCCACACUGACAAUUAUUGUAAGCGAAAUGGGAGUGCAAAAUACGAUAGGGACGGCACCAUCCUACAGAAAAAGUCCAUCCAAGGAAAUUAUUGCCACAGAACAGACAGGAAGAUGGAAUCAGGUUUAUCCAAUCAGAAAAACGCUGAAAUGGAUAAAUGCAAUGAUGAGGAAGCAAGAUCAAGUAGAAGCAACUGUGAAGGAAUACCCCUAAACAUGAGAAAUGUAAACGAAUAUAAGGAUCCCUCGUUGGUAGGUAUAAUUCCCAGGCAUAAUUCUCCACCGUACGAUGGCUCUAUAACCGAAAAAAAUCGAAAGUAUGAAAAUGCCCAUAAUGAGGGAGCAGGAGGAAGUGACAUGCGCUCCAAUUGGAGUAUUGAACGUAAAGAUAAAUUCGAGAGUAACUCAGAAAAUAUGAUAAGACUGGUUGUGCCUCCAAACAGAUGCCAGGCAAGAAGUGGCGAAGAACAAAAUGAGCGGCUAGCAAUAUCCAACGAUUGUAGGAACAAAUUUAAUCCACACAGUGUAAAUUCGCACAUAUCGCCCAAUGAUUAUGGGAGAGAGGAUAACAACAGAAUUGUGAAGAUAAUCCAACCCGGGGAAAAAAAGAUACUCAGUAGGAACAACAAUAUGAGUAUUACUGUCAACAGGGUUGAAGCAAAAAAUAGGGCCAUAUGUGGCCUUACACAGAAGGACGCCGCUCAGGUGGCCGUAGAAAGGGCAGACCAUCAUGCCUAUAGUAGGACUGUUCUGGACAGACAAAUGGCAUACUACCCCAACGAAGAAGUUUUCAGAGUCAAGUCGGAGACAUUGAUUCGGAGUUAUCCAGGCCACGGUGGCGCCAGCAGAAGUGAGCAGAAUGGCAUGCAUCCAAAUUGCCCCGAAGGGUACGCAGCCAGGAGUAAUAUUUCCCCAGAAGGGCGGACAGUCUGGAAUAGAAAUUGCCCAGAAGCGCCCUCAGGCAGGGGAAGAAACCUCCCCGAAGCACACAAACAUUUUACACAUCGCACAAUGAACGGUUGUGAAAUUUCUGAAGACGAAGAAGAGAAAGAGAAAUGGGAGCACCCCGAACAUAUGCACAAUUAUACUCCCUCGAAAUGUAUGAACUUUUCGCAUGACGAAGGAAGCACGAAUAGGGUAUUUGUAAAAUGUGAAAAAAAUGUGCUGCACAGUGUGGAUAAGAAUGUUCCCAAUAGUAGGGAACAUCCAAGUGUAGAAAGGAACAACCGCGUAGUCCCAGUGACCCACAAGGAGCAAACACAGCCAGGUUCAUCAGAAUACAAUACGUAUAAUAAGUACAACGAUUUUUCUAUGUAUAAUACUCUUUAUAGGAAGAGGAAGCCAUUACAUGAUAUGUCACACUUCAAUAAUGGGAAGGAAAUUAGAAAUAUUAUUGAAAAUGGUAGGGUAAAAGAAGCAGGUACCCUUUCAUACGAUAACGACAAGGCGACUUGCGACAUGCACUCUGUUAGCAACAAUGCUGGAGAAACUACCCUUACGAUUGGCAAUGUCGGCCAUUACCAUGAAGAGAAGGGGUUCAACACCAGGGACCUUCAUUUGUCAAAUGGUAUGUCCACAAAAUUGAUAAAUGGAGAGAGGACAAAAAGUGCAGCCUUAUAUGGAUUAGCUUAUAACCAAGGCGAUAAUGUUAAUAGAGGUGAAGGUGAGGAGACGUCCCCAGAAGGAAGUUCCACCCGUUUGAGGAGCUUGACAAGGGCGCAAGAUUUUGCAUCCAAAGGGAGAAACACAGACCGGGAGGGAGAAACAUCACAGGGGAAUAGGAACAACCAAGGUGGUAACAAUGAUAUCAAUAAUGACAUCCGUGGCAACCACAGAAGCAAACACAACAACAAUGGGGAGAAUCGUACAGGUGGAGCCAGGUAUUACACCAGGGGGAAGAGCAAGGACAGCACGAUCAACAGAAACGCCCAUGAUAAAGUUGGCAGAAACGUCUGCAGCAUAAUCCAUGCAGUUGAAAUGGACACGAAAGUACCCAGAAACAGUUGCCUCCACACGAACAAAACGCAAGGCGAUGUUAACAAUUGCACACAUUGUUCCCCUUUAGAUGAAGACAAAAUGGAAAAUCGAAAAAAGAAACAUUACUACCAAUUCCCACGUGACUAUCGCAUGGGAAUCACAGAAUGUCUACCAUGCAAAGAAGGAACACAUAUAUUUGACAGAAAUAAUAACUGCCCCUCUGUUGGAAAUUGUGCAAAACAGAGAGAUAAUAAAGGAAAGAAUGUAUACUUAAAAAAGCGCUUUCCUCAGGAGCAUGUCUGCUUACCUGUCUGCAAUAGCAAGAGUGGGUGCCCGGACUGCAAAGAAAAGAUAAGUGUCAACAAUGAAUCCUUUUUCCACUCAAAUAAGUUUGAGAAGAACACUGAGGUGCGUGACAUUAAUGAUAACUUUUCACAGAACAUUUCGUACAAUGAGCGUCUAUUCAAUAUGACCAAACGGCUUCAACAGGGCAGAGGGGAUAAAAUGGUAACUAAGAGUGAAUUCAGCGAUGAUAUUUACCCCUUAACAGAUGACUACGCUGAUUACGAUGGGGUGGGGAGUAGUCGAAGAGGGGGCAGCAGAAGUGGCAAUGCAAGCGGCGUUCGAAACCGAAAUGUAAGCAGCGUUCAAAGCGAAAAUGUAAGCAGCGUUCUAACCAGGAAUGUAGGCAGCGUUCAAAGAGGAAAUGUAGGCAGCGUUGGAAGCGGAAACGUAAGCAGCCUACUCAACGGAAGCAUAAACUCGGGCGAACGAUGCGCCAAUGACGAACAAAAGGGACACCCCAACAAAAAGGGCGAGACGGCGAUCCCUGUCCCAGUCCCCAACGAUGAAGCAGCGGGUGGCAGAAAACGCAGCACGAAGGGUACCAAAAAAAGAGGAACCAACUCCAAAGAAGAAACGGACAACCAGUCAAACACACCAUUAUUGACGGAAGAGUACAAACGGAAGUUAAGACAAAAGGAACCAAGCGAGUACAAGAGCAGCCAAGAUAUUAACCAAAUAAUACAUGCCUAUUUGCAAAACUCGAAGAAGGAAUAUAAUUAUAGAAGGUCAGAUAAAUCAGAUACAGAAAUUAAUAACGUGACAGAUAAGUGCACCCACGAGGGGAUGGAUUCUCGUGAGGAUGUGAGCCCAACCAGAAAGAGAAACAAAAAGGAUUCAAAUGAUAACAUGCCUUAUAACUCCUGUCGCACAAAGGUGGUUGGCAAUAAAAAAGGAAAAAAUCAAGGGCAUAACGAGGUGAAUCUGGCGGAGGGGGAAAGAACCAACAGUAAGAGGUCCACUUCACCAGGGAACAAACACGAGAAGAACGAACAGACCGACCAAGAGGAAAAACUCGCGGAGGAAGACACCUCGACACAUAGAGAUCCAAUUGAAAAUAAAAACAUACGCGUGAAACGCGAAAAAAGGGACAGCAAGGUGCUUAUUAAGGAGGAAAAAGAACUCCCCAGUGGGAGCCAAACGGUAAGGAGAAGCGCCAGAAUGAAGAGCCAAAAAUAUAAAAAAAAAAGAAAUAGCACUGACAGUGAUAUGCAUGUAGAUACCCAAAAUGAGCAAGAAGAGCUGAAAAGUGAAAGUAGUAAAAAAAAGCAAAACAGUGUAAAUGCCGAUAACCAAGUGAUGGAGAAAAGAAAAAAAAAAAUGUCCAAAACGAAGACGAUGGAAUUAAAAAUAUUCAGAGAUAAAAGCGCAUUAAAAGAAAAAGAAAAUCUAAGAAGGACGAAUGAAAAAUAUCAAGAGAUUGAUGAGUACAGAUGUGCAUCAGGAUUCGUAAACUUCAUAAUUGAACAUAUACAAAAAAAAAAAGACAAGGAAAACUUUGAUGAUUUAUUAAAAUAUAUUUUAAAAUUAAUAAAUAUUUAUAAAAUUAAAACCAUCGAUUUUGUGGAAUCCUUUUUGCUACUCGAAACGAUCAGUGUGGACAUAAUCAGGGAAUACCCAAUUGAGGAGUGGAUCUUGGUGACCUUUCAUUUCCUUAAAGGAAAUGCAACAGAACAAAACUUUAAUUUGAUUAUUAAAUCGCUAAAGUUAAACAGCUUAGUGAUUGGCAAUGUCACAGCUUCGUUUUAUAUGAACAAGAAGACCAUCAGAAUGACGGAGAAAAAUAUGAACAGAAUUCUCACCAUUUUGUCAAACGUUGUGCGGAGAAGAUCCUCCAGGAUUAAAACGUUUAACCGACCGAACCCAGACAAGAAGGACAAGAAGGCGAAGGAGGAUCAACAGAAGGAUGAGCUUUUAGGCUCCUGCUGGCAGCCAGUUGAGGGGGGCGCGCAGGGGAAGUAG